CAAAGCGCGGGACCCAGGCGUCGGGAGCAGAGCAGGGUCACCGUCCUCGUGUCUCAGAGCCAUGCACCCCUCUGCAGCUGACUUGCAGCUUGUUCCCAGGGCCGCAAAGCGAGUCCCCGCCUCAGACUGCAUGUGUGGUCGCGGGGCCAUCACCGCAGUGGUGGCCUCCAGCAUGAUCGUCCUUGCCCUGGGAGUUCUUUUGGCCCUCCUCUCUACGCAGGGCGUCCAGGUGGAGCACAACGCUGAACUCCGCGGAAUCCGCUUCUCCGGCGCGCUGCAGCGCGACACCUCGGACUAUCACCUCGCGCUCACCGCCGCGCUGGAGAGGCUGUUUCUAAGUAGUUUCCAGAAGACGGAGUUAGAAACAAGCUGCGUGGGCUGCACAGUUCUCAGUUACAGGGAAGGGAAUUCUAGCGUCCUGGUGCAUUUCCGGCUGCACUUUCUGCUUCGAGCCCUCCAGUCACUGAGUCUGGACCUGGAGGAGGAAUUAUUACAGCAGGGCAUCCGGGAGAAGCUUCGAGAAAGCAGCAUCUCGAUGGCUGCCUAUGGCACCAUUGUGUCGGCUGAGCUCACAGGAAGCCAGAAGGGACCGGGGAUCGACAGGGACCUAAAGUCAGGCCGCUGUCCCGAGGGCUCCUUCUCCUGCCGCAAUAGCCAGUGUGUAACCAAAGCGAACCCGGAGUGUGAUGACUGGGCCGACUGCUCGGAUGGCUCGGACGAGGAGCUCUGUGACUGUGGCCUGCGGCCAGCCUGGAGGGCUGCGGGCCGGAUCGUGGGCGGUGCGGAGGCAGCUCCGGGCGAGUUCCCCUGGCAGGUCAGCCUGCGUGAGCACAGCGAACACUUCUGUGGGGCCACCGUCGUGGGCGCCCGGUGGCUGGUGUCUGCCGCCCACUGCUUCAACGAGUUCCAGGACCCCGCCGAGUGGGAGGCGCACGCGGGCUCCACGGUGCUGAGCGGCUUGGAGGCCGGUGCGGUACGCAUGCGCGUGGCGCGCAUCGCCAGGCACCCGCUGUACAACGCGGACACCGCUGACUUCGACGCGGCAGUGCUGGAGCUGGCGCGUCCCCUGCCCCUUGGCCGCCACAUCCAGCCCGCCUGCCUCCCGGCCGCCUCUCACGCCUUCCCGCCUGGCAGCAAGUGCCUCAUCUCGGGCUGGGGCUACCUCAAGGAGGACGUCCUUGUCAAGCCAGAGGUGCUGCAGAAAGCCACCGUGGAGCUGCUGGACCAGGCCGUGUGUGCCAGCCUGUAUGGCCACUCACUCACCGACAGGAUGUUAUGUGCCGGCUACCUGGAUGGGAAGGUGGACUCCUGCCAGGGCGAUUCGGGAGGCCCUCUGGUCUGUGAGGAGCCCUCGGGCAGGUUCUUCCUGGCAGGCAUCGUGAGCUGGGGCAUCGGCUGCGCAGAAGCCCAGCGCCCGGGGGUCUAUGCCCGGGUCACCAGGCUGCGGGACUGGAUCCUGGAGGUCACCGGUGUGGCCAGCUCACUUCUGGCCCCCACUGUGGCUCCUGGCCCUGCCACUGCCAGUACUGCCAAGCUCACCAGCCCCAAUACCCCUGCCAAAGCCAUGCCUGCCCCCAGCACUGCAGCCCUCGACACUGUCACCGCAGCCAAGACACAAGAGUGCGGGGCCAGGCCUGCCAUGGAGAAGCCCAUCCGCAUCGUGGGUGGGGCCGGGGCCAUGUCCGGGGAGGUGCCCUGGCAGGCCAGCCUGAAGGAAGGGACCAGGCACUUCUGCGGAGCCACUGUGGUGGGCGACCGCUGGCUGCUGUCUGCCGCCCACUGCUUCAACCACACACGGGCGGAGCAGGUGCAGGCCCACCUGGGCACCACGUCCCUCCUGGGCAUCGGCGGGAGCCCCGUGAAGCUGGGGCUGCGGCAGGUGAUGCUCCAUCCGCGCUACAACCCGGGCACCCUGGACUUCGACGUGGCUGUGCUGGAGCUGGCCAGGCCCCUGGUCUUCAGCAAGUACAUCCAGCCCGUCUGCCUCCCGCUGGCCAUCCAGAAGUUCCCGGUGGGCCGCAAGUGCAUGAUCUCGGGCUGGGGCAACACACAGGAAGGGAAUGCCACCAAGCCUGAUGUUCUGCAGCGGGCGUCCGUGGGCAUCGUGGACCAGAAAACCUGCAGCGUGUUCUACAACUUCUCACUCACCGACCGCAUGCUGUGCGCUGGCUUCCUGGAGGGCGGGGUGGACUCUUGCCAGGGCGACUCGGGGGGCCCCCUGGCCUGUGAGGAGAACCCUGGUGUGUUCUACCUGGCGGGGAUCGUGAGCUGGGGCAUCGGCUGUGCCCAGGCCAAGAAGCCUGGUGUGUACGCGCGCAUCACCAGGCUGAAGGGCUGGGUCCUGGGCAUCAUGUCCUCGGGGACCCUACCCACGUCACCCCCGCCCACCAGGAGGACACCAGCCACCACCGGCCACUCCCCUAGGACAAUGACCAGCCUCAUGGCCCUGGGAGUCACCACCAGCAGACCCUCCACACCCAGGGCCACCAGCCGGGUGACUGUCCUGCCUGGCACCACCACUCUGUCUGCUGUGGGCGGAACCACCAGAGGACAGACACCACCUCCAGGUGCCCCAGAGACCACCACGCGCUUCCAGCUGCCAGACUGUGGCCUGGCGCCGGCUGUGGCGCUGGCCAGGAUCGUGGGCGGCAGCGCUGCGGGCCGCGGCGAGUGGCCAUGGCAGGUGAGCCUGUGGCUGCGGCGCCGGGAACACCGCUGCGGGGCCGUGCUGGUGGCAGAGAGGUGGCUGCUAUCGGCUGCGCACUGCUUUGAUGUCUACGGGGACCCGCAGCAGUGGGUCGCCUUCCUGGGCACGCCGUUCCUGAGCGGCGCCGAGGGCCAGCUGGAGCGCGUGGCGAGCAUCUACAAGCACCCGUUCUACAACCUCUACACGCUGGACUACGAUGUGGCACUGCUCGAGCUGGCCGGGCCCGUACGCCGCAGCCGCCUGGUGCACCCCAUCUGCCUGCCUGGCCCCGCACCAAGACCCACGGACGGCGCGCGCUGUGUGAUCACCGGCUGGGGCUCUGUGCGCGAGGGAGGCUCCAUGGCACGACAGCUGCAGAAGGCCGCCGUGCGCCUCCUCAGCGAGCAGACUUGUCGUCGCUUCUACCCGGUGCAGAUCAGCAGCCGCAUGCUGUGCGCGGGCUUCCCUCAGGGCGGCGUGGACAGCUGCUUGGGCGAUGCUGGCGGACCACUGGCCUGCAGGGAGCCUUCUGGCCGCUGGGUGCUAACUGGGGUCACCAGCUGGGGCUAUGGCUGCGGCAGGCCCCACUUCCCAGGUGUCUACACUCGGGUGUUGGCCGUGAGAGGCUGGAUAAGCCAGCACAUCCAGGAGUGACAGCUGCGUGGCUGCCCACACACGACAGCAGGGGCUACUGGACGUGCCAUGUGCCCAGAGCAGUCUAGGGUGCAGGCAGGUGGUGGGAAUGGGGUGCAGUUUGCCUAUUUUCUUACAAUAAACAGACCUUUGCCCUUAGCUUGCUGAGUCAACAUCUUCCUGUCCCUGGAAGUGGGGGAAGCAGGAAAACAAGCCUCCCAAAGGAGGGGAUAUUACUUAGUUUUUGGUGCAGCGAUGGUGUCAUCCCAUUUCCAAGCCUCUCCCCACCUUACCCCCCUUUUUCAGUAUUGGGGAUUGAACCUAGGCCCUUCCCAUUUAAUUACAUCCCUAGUCUUUUAAAAUUUUUGACACGGGGUCUCUUGAGAUCCUCCUGCCUCAGCCUUCCAGAGUGCUGGGAUGAUAGGCAUGGCUCAAGGCUCCCUCCUGUGUUAGCUGCGCAUUGACUGUGAUCCAGCAGCCCAGGGGCACCAAGGGGAGAGAAUGAUGCCCUCAGAGAAGGCUGGGGCCCAAGGAUGAGUGACAUCUCCUUCCAGAGACCCCCCUCCCUCAGGGAAAGUACACGGGGUUUCUC
This is a messenger RNA of Heterocephalus glaber (naked mole-rat), 3911 nucleotides long. It is a transcript of the gene Tmprss9, whose product is annotated as transmembrane serine protease 9. Gene Ontology annotation, molecular function: protein binding; serine-type endopeptidase activity. Lineage: Eukaryota; Metazoa; Chordata; Mammalia; Rodentia; Bathyergidae. Gene Ontology annotation, biological process: proteolysis. The record is from RefSeq and is a predicted model, not a curated record.